AGCAAAAGUAUCAGCCCCUGCCUGUAUGCUACGUCCAUUACGGUAUUUCACAGCCAUUUAUGAGUGGAGCCGAGGAGCCAGACGGAUGCAGAGAUAGAGACGAGGGAGAGAAAAGCACAGAUUGGUGAAAAUCCUCAGCAGCAGCCUCAUUUUCUCUCCAGCAAAGGCACAUCAUGCUGAGGAAGGGCGACAGAGAAGUCCUCCUGGAUCUGGACUAUGUAGGCGAAGCACAAAGCACAGAGAGCUAUGGGAGUCUGCAGAACGGAGUCUUCAUCCCACCCAGAUAUUUUUCAGCAGCAGCUGCUGACGAAGGUAUUGAGGGUGACGAUCCCGUUCACCUUAACUGGAAUACAAGAAGUAACCAGCCAGUGUCACACCCGGGGAUUUACUUCAGAGAUGGAAGAACUAAAAUUGACUUUGUGCUGGUGUGGGAGGUUCGCUCGCGGAGGAAGCGGAGAGGAAAGGGGAAGAGUGAGGCUGCAUGCGAGGAGGGGGAGGCCGUGCCCACCGAGGAGAACAGCCGCUCUGAGCGAAGGAAGGCCCAGCUGGAACAGUGGAGGGAGAAGUUUGUCCAGAAUCUGGAGAGUGUUGGAUUGCUCCUGGAAAAGGAGGAAACAGCGAAUGAAAAGAGAACAAUACACUUUCUGAAAGUUAGCGCUCCCUGGGAUGUGUUGGUGUAUUACGCUGAGGAACUCUGUCUGAGAGCUCCAUUACAGGCACAGCCACAUCUGGAUUUAAACACAUCUGCUCGGGUACUGAGCAGACUAUGCAUACCUAAUGUAAUGACAGAGUCAGUGCCAAACAGGCCACUGGACUAUUACACAUGUGCCUUCCGCAAGUCCAAGAUGAACAGAUUCCUCGACUAUGAGGACCAUGAAUCCUACUUCACUAAUACACAGAGACACCGUGUUGUGUAUGAGAUUCUUACCAAGGCGGUUUAUGGCAAAAAGAAGAGGGCUGAAGUCGGCGUGGACAGACUGAUAAAUGAAGGGGCGUACACUGCAGCGUUCCCCCUGCAUGAGGGCCCUUUUCAACUUCCUAAGUUCGAGAUCCGUCCUGAGGAACUCAACCAGAGGCAGGUUCUUUACCACUACUGGGCCCGCUGGUUCAAAUGGUACAAGUACCAACCUCUGGACCACAUCAGGGAGUACUUUGGAGAGAAGAUUGCACUCUACUUUGCAUGGCUGGGUUUCUAUACAGCCUGGCUGCUGCCGGCAGCAGUGGUCGGAACCCUAGUCUUUGUGUCUGGAGUCAUGUCCAUGGGUACCAACACACCAGCGAAGGAAAUCUGUACGAGUGGAGCCACUUAUCUGAUGUGUCCUCUCUGUAACACCUGUAACGCCUGGAACAUGUCUGAAAUCUGCACCAUGGCUAAGUUGGGCUACUUAUUCGACCACCCAGGUACGGUUCUCUUCAGUGUGUUCAUGUCCUUCUGGGCCGUAACCUUUCUGGAGUACUGGAAGCGAAAGAUGUCCACCCUGGCCCAUCACUGGGACUGCAUGGACUUCCAUGAAGAAGAGGAGCGUCCUCGGCCAGAGUUUGCAGCCAAGGCCCCAACUAUGGAGCAGAAUCCAGUGACUGGGGUCAAAGAGCCCUACUUUCCAGAAAAGACCAGGCUGUCCCGCAUGUUCACAGGCUCCAUGGUCAUCAUAAUGAUGCUGUGUGUGGUGAUGAUCUUCCUGGUGACCGUGGUCAUGUGUCGCGGAAUCAUCAGCGUGAUGAUGUUCCACACUGGGAGCCCCGUCCUGCGUACAGAGGCUGGGACCAUAGCCAACAUCUCCAGUAGUAUCGUGAAUCUGGGCCUCAUCCUGUUAAUGGGUCGGGUCUACACUGCUUUAGCAGAGCAGCUCACUAAAUGGGAGAUGCACAGAACACAAACCCAGUAUGACAAUGCCUUCAUCUUCAAGGUGUUCAUCUUCCAGUUUGUCAACUUCUACUCUUCUCCUUUCUACGUGGCUUUCUUUAAAGGAAGGUUUGUGGGUUACCCGACCAACUAUGGGACCUUGUUUGGGAUGAGAAAUGAGGAUUGUGGUCCUGGGGGAUGUCUCAUUGAACUGGCUGAACAACUCUUCAUCAUCAUGGUGGGAAAGCAACUAAUCAACAACAUCCAGGAGUUCAUUAUCCCUAAAGUGAAGGCCUGGCGCCAGAAGAGAACUUUGGCCAAGGUUCUGGGGGGUAAGGCAUCCCAUGAGCCUCGGCGCUGGGAGGAAGAUUACAAGCUGGUGGAGUGUGAAGGCCUCUUUGAAGAGUAUCUGGAAAUGGUGCUCCAGUUUGGGUUCAUCACCAUCUUUGUGGCUGCUUUCCCCCUCGCUCCGCUCUUCGCCCUCCUCAACAACUGGGUGGAGAUCCGUCUGGACGCACACAAGUUUGUGUGCGAGUAUAGGAGGCCGGUGGCCGAGCGUGCCCAGAACAUCGGAGUGUGGUUCAACAUACUGGAAGGCCUGUCGCACUUGUCCGUCAUCGCCAAUGCGUUUCUAAUAGCCUUCACGUCUGAUUUCUUACCUCGUCUGCUCUACCAGUACAAAUUCGAUAAUGAGCUCCACGGAUACGUCAACUUUACCUUGGCUUACGCCCCACUUAACUUCACUGACUAUCCAAUGUGCAGAUAUAAAGCGUACCGAGACAACGACGGAAACCACACAUUAUUCUACUGGGAGCUCCUCGCUGUCAGACUUGGUUUUAUCAUAGCUUUUGAGCACGUGGUGUUCUUUGUGCUGCGAGCCAUCGACUGGAUCGUACCUGACGUCCCUGAGUCGCUGGAGGUGAAGAUCAAGAGGGAGCGCUACUUGGCCAAGCAAGCUCUGGCUGAAAACCAGGAGGCUCUGUUGGUGAGUCGAAACCGAGGAGCUGCCCCUGCCUCUGCGGGCACCGCUAGCAAAGCAAGCCACACGUCCUUUGGAAACAUGAGUUAGGAGUCUAUCAUGGAAAAGCUGUGGUGGGAGAGAAUAUCAGAGGAGUAAGAGACACACCUCUGCAUCUGGGAAUGAACUUUUUCCCUGUGUGAAAUACUGUCUUAGCACUGGGAUUCUUUGUCACUAAUGUAUACUGCUGCACAAACAUUAUGAUCAACAGGUAUAUACACUACAGUAUAUAUCAGUUUAUCUUCACAAUCUGUCCCUGAUCUAAAAAGGACCAUUUAUCCACACUGGGUACUGACUACAGCAACUCAAACGUAUCAUAAAAAUAUAAUUAAAAUAGUUUGAUAAUUUCCUGGUAACUUCAGCAUUACUGUAGUAAGAUGUUGGAACAAGGGCAUUUAUAUAUUCUUUUGUCUUGAUAAAAAUGCACAUAAAUACAACACACACAUAAUAAAUAAUUUACAAGGUGAAAUGUAAAAAUGAAACAUUCUCAAAGUAACAGGCACAAUAUCUACCACAAUGACACCACAUCCAUGCCAGUAUUAUAUGUGUUUCUACUGGGUAACUAGAGUUGCAGCAUAUCUAAUGCACACUGUCAUCAGGUUUCUUCAGGGCGAGACAGAUUUUAUCAUGACAUAGAGUCAUGACAGUGAAUACCAUAAUGUUAAAGGGACACUAUGCACUGACAGGGCAAUACAGCAGAGGCUGACCAGUGGUGUGGGUCAGACUCCAUUAAUGUUUACCAUAAUGCAGUUUUAUAUAGCAAGAGGAGCUGUUUGGUGCAUAAUGUGGAGGCAAGUAAAAGUUUGGUUCUUUUUUUUGCAUGAAGACUCCUGGUUUAAUCAUCAUGGACAUUAAUCAUGUCCAACUGCAUUCGCAAAUAUCUGGUUCUUUUUGUCAAAAGAUACAAGGGUACAAGCCUGUUUAAAGGUUCAGUGUGUAGAAUGAAGUGACAUCUAGUGGCAAAGUUGCAUGUUGCAGUGAAUACCCCUCACCUCACCCUCUCCUUCAAAACAUGAAAGAUAACCUAACUCAAAAGGUGUUUAGUUUGUCCAGUCUGCGCUACUGUAAAGGGCCCAUUCAAGAGUAAAGAAACCAACAAUUAUAAAAUUAGAUGAAAGACAAAAAAAAAAAACAUCACUAGGAUUAUUUUAUAUUUAAUUUCUGCCAAUGCAUCCCUUUGCCUAAAUCUUACACACUGGACAUUUAAGUAAAAACUAUAACAAGGACUCAAAAGGUGCAUUUUUUUAAAUAAUAAAUGGAAAAAUUGUAUGUUAUGUAUUUUGUUCUGGAACAAGUGUUUUGAAUUCGUUACCAGUUAGAUUUUAGACCAGGUUCUUCUCCAUAGCAACAAAGGUCGAAGCUCAUGGGUAUCGUUUGUAAAUUAUCUUUCCCUGUGGAACCAGAUUUAAAAUCAAAGGAUUUCUUAGAAACAAAGGUAGAUAUAUAAUUAACUAAUUCAAUUAUAUAAUUACAAUUAUAAUAACUGUUGACCAUAAGAUAAACAUAUAGUAUGCUUGCACUAUCCAGGAGCUUCCUGUGUUUCUGUGUUGAAGAACAUUUAGGAUUUCAUUUCAAAAAGCUGUUCGAUUAGACUAUGUUACCUGCCCAGUAAAAGCAGAUGAUCUGUUGUUGUGACUAUGGGAUAAAAAAUAUGCAAUUAUCUACACUUACAUCUGCAAUGUAUGCACUAUGUUCAUGCAAUGCACAUACUGGAAACUGUUCCUGAAUGCUGAGCAUGCCUGUCUUUUUACUUGAAUCUGCACAGUCUCCAUAUGGAGCAUUUCAGAGUUACCAAUGUACAUAACUGUACAAACAGGAGUGAAACAGUACCUCAGUAUAGGACAUAUUUUGUGUGUGAGCUGUUUUGCAUUAAAAUAAAUCU
Paralichthys olivaceus (Japanese flounder) is the source of this 4743-nucleotide messenger RNA. It is a transcript of the gene ano11, whose product is annotated as anoctamin 11. Gene Ontology annotation, cellular component: plasma membrane. Gene Ontology annotation, biological process: chloride transmembrane transport. NCBI's taxonomy places the organism in Eukaryota, Metazoa, Chordata, Actinopteri, Pleuronectiformes, Paralichthyidae. Gene Ontology annotation, molecular function: chloride channel activity; protein dimerization activity. The record is from RefSeq and is a predicted model, not a curated record.